This is a messenger RNA of Vigna unguiculata (cowpea), 1784 nucleotides long. RefSeq names its product exopolygalacturonase-like. Gene Ontology annotation, biological process: carbohydrate metabolic process. NCBI's taxonomy places the organism in Eukaryota, Viridiplantae, Streptophyta, Magnoliopsida, Fabales, Fabaceae. Gene Ontology annotation, molecular function: polygalacturonase activity. The record is from RefSeq and is a predicted model, not a curated record.
CAUUUUUCUCCUAGCUAUAGCCUCCCUCCCCGGAGGCCUUUAUCAUAAAAAGAACAAAAAAAAAACAAAAAAAUAAAUUGAAAAACUCAGAAUUAUAUUUAGAGAGAACUUAGGCACAAUAAUGGCAAUGACAGAGAGACUAGGUGUUCUUAUUAUGUACUUUGCACUGGUUUCUCAUGUGGGUGCUGUGAGAAAAGUAAUGCCAGUUGCAGUUCCUGAUAUCUUCAAGAACAAAAACGUAGCUCAUGAUAAACUUCUUCCGGGGGAAAGGAUAUAUAAUGUGAGAAGCUUUGGGGCCAUACCUGAUGGAAAGUCUGACUGCACUGAGGCUUUCAUGAAUGCAUGGCGAGCAACUUGCGACUCCACAGAGCAAGCGAGGCUUCUGGUUCCAGAAGGAAGAUUUUUGCUAUCUUCCAUGUUUUUCGCAGGUCCAUGUUCUACUCCAGAGCCCGUAACAAUCCAAGUUGUAGGCACUAUUGUGGCUCCAACAGAUCUCAGUGAAUACGUGGAUAGCGAAUGGCUUCUGUUUGAGGACAUGGACGGCAUAAAACUCCUCGGUGGUGGUACCUUUGAUGGUGUCGGUAUGGAAUCAUGGCUAACGGCUUCUAACUGUGUAGACAUACCCUUCGGAACCUGCAUCAGAAACCCUGCUAGUAUAUAUUUCCACAGAAUUAAGAAUGGAAUUAUACAGAAUAUUAAAUCCAUAAACCCCAAAGGGUUUCACAUAUUUGUGACUAAUUGUGCUAACAUCAGACUCCGACGACUUAAGCUCACUGCACCAAAUGAAAGCCCCAACACCGAUGGAAUUCAUAUCAGCCACUCCAUCGGUGUUAGAGUAGCCAAAAACACCAUUGAAACCGGAGAUGAUUGUAUUUCCAUAAUACACGGAUCCCACCAAGUUUCCGUCUACAAUGUCAAUUGUGGUCCUGGACAUGGUAUAAGUAUUGGUAGUCUUGGAAAGUACGAGGAAGAGCUAGAAGUGAAAGGAAUUCGUGUGAGGAACGUGUCGAUGGUUGGCACACAAAACGGGUUGAGAAUCAAGACAUGGCCAGAUCUGUUUCCUGGGCAUGCAUCAGAUAUCAUCUUCAGCGACAUCACCAUGCAAAACGUUAGAAACCCUAUCGUCAUUGACCAAGAAUAUCAAUGCUCUUCAAACUGCGAGGCUUCACUCGUACAGAUAAAAAAUGUUAUUUUUUCAAAUAUAAAGGGAACCACUGCUACGCCAAUUGCAGUGGAUUUAAGGUGCAGCAACAAGUUCCCUUGUGAAACUAUUCAACUUGAGAACAUAGACCUGUCGCUGUCGCUUAAAUCGAAACCUAGCGGUUCUAGAUGUGCCAACAUUAAACCAAUUUACAAGGGUAUGCAAAACCCACAAGGUUGUCUAUAACUGCAUGCAUUUUGCAGCUCUCACAAUAAAGAGGGAAGAAAAAGUAAUGUUUUUUACAGUUAUUAGACCAAAUUGGAGAACAUUUGCCACAUGUGAAGCAGUGGGGAAAAGGGAAAAGCUUUUCAAGGAUGAUUUUGAAUGGCAGUUAAGUUUUCUCUGUAUAUAGAAAAGCCAGAAAUUGUAUAUUAAGUGUCAGAAGGUGAACGCUUCAUGAUAUCAUGUUUACUGCUUUUAACAAUUGUAAUUAUGAAGUAAUUUUGUACUUCAACUAGCUCGUGCUGUAAAAUAUGAAGCUAUAGAAAAUAAUUUCAUCAAACUUCAUUGGAACCUAUUCCUUUCUUUCAAACAAGUUGUUAUAUCAUAGAGUUAAUUAAGAUUUUAUGCCUACUGUUCUGUG